AUGAACAAAGCCUUCCCUCCCGAUGAAAGCCGAUUGUCGCCAACGAAAACUCUGCUGCCACUGCUUUCACCGCUAUUUGGCAUCACCGACCUCACCAUCACCUUCUCUCAUAGCCUACCUCCUUCCUCUACACCCGAUAGACACCACCAGCAGCAAUCUGUUUCAACCCCUCCCCCCUUGUCGCCGGAAAACAGCAACUCAUCUAAUACCGCAAUCGCCCACCAGAUCCUUUCAACUUCCAUCUUUGGUCGCCACAAGUUGGGCCAAAUAAACACAUCUGAGCUAUAUUUCCUCUAUUGCAUGACUAGCCACUGUUGGUCUUACCCCGGUUUCGCAACCUUUUUCUUGGAUAAGUGUCACAGCAUACGCACGAAGACCACUGGUGACAUUUGCAUUGGAGGUCUCAUUACCCUUAUUGGUUUGGGUGUGGGCCUUCAAUUUCUCGAGUCUGAGUAUGUACCAGUGGACGACCCACCUCUCUACCUCCUCGACUGCAUCGCUCUCACUAAGAUGGAAUUAUUGGUGCCUAUCAACAAUCAUCAUUACUCCUGGCUCAACCACGUCAAGCAACCAGUUUAUACCUUACCUAAUAUAAGCAUAUCCGCCUUUUCCACUAGCGACCCCGAAACUUGGUUCUUGCCUGAAGAGUUACAUGAUGAUGAUACUACAACAAAUGAUGAAAUACAGGUUGACAAUGCCAAUCCUGAUAGUCCAUUUGAGGCCAAAGACCAUUAUGACCUCCUAAUCAGACAAUUGCCACCACCCUUUUAUGGUCAGCCUUUAGGAGUACACUUCGAGCCACAACAUGAGUAUCAUUGCUAUCCACAACACAACGAUCCCGAGCCGGAACCCGACUUUCCUCUUGAUAUAUACAGUUAG
Messenger RNA from Lactuca saligna, 879 nucleotides. The record is from the annotation of a GenBank genome assembly. NCBI's taxonomy places the organism in Eukaryota, Viridiplantae, Streptophyta, Magnoliopsida, Asterales, Asteraceae.